This is a messenger RNA of Anarrhichthys ocellatus (wolf-eel), 3363 nucleotides long. RefSeq names its product chromosome unknown C6orf62 homolog (gene cunh6orf62). NCBI's taxonomy places the organism in Eukaryota, Metazoa, Chordata, Actinopteri, Perciformes, Anarhichadidae. The coding region runs from base 1478 to 2170 and encodes 230 amino acids. The transcript has 5 exons. The record is from RefSeq and is a predicted model, not a curated record.
CUUUGUAGUUGACUGUGCAGCCAUUUUGGGGAGGCUGUCGUCGAGCUUGUCUGUGCCGUUACCAGCUGCCUAAAAUCACACAAAGAAACCAAACGGACAAACGUUGGACGACACACGCCGUUAAAGAUGGGCCCGCCGGGAGACAGAACACGCCACACGUCGACUGAAAGAACGGAGGAUUCCAGCUGGAUUGUCGAUUUAUCUUGACAUGGCAUGCGGCAGGGCGAGUCGGAGGUUGUGACGACUGAAGAAAAGAAGAGAAAGAAAAACAAGCGCAGCAAACACCUCGAAACUUCAGACGUGGAAAGGGGAGAUUUUGUUUAGCUAACGUUUAUUGCGCCACUCAGCGUUUUGUCGUUUGUUGGCUAUUGAUUCCCUUCCUGUUUUUUUGUCGAUUAAGUUAACAAGACGCGACUGAAGCUAACUAUACCUAAAGCUAACAUGCUGAGCACGAGCAACACCAGUUAGUCAGUCACCCCUGCAGGUCUCUUGACUCUCACAACACUGGCAGUCGCGUUGAACCUGGCGAGAAAAUGUAAACGCGUAGAAAGAUGACUGUACGCUAGCUAGCCAACCACACUUGGGCCUCAAUUAAGCCAAUCAGUCAGAAGAUAAGAUGUAGCUAUCUCGUCGGUUCACUACUAGUUAGUGUUGGAAGUGAAUGCCUAGAUUAGCUUGCUAGCUCACCUUAGCUAGUGCGCUAAAAAUACGCCCACAUCAUGACUAUCAGCAGUGGCAGCAGCGCAGGCCGUGGGCCAAGUGAGUGGCAGUAAAAGUCAAGGAAAUGUCAAGGUACUUUCGCAGUAGUCUUCGAUGUUACCCGGUGCCAAUAUCUCCUGGCAUCUAUAUUUACCUGCCAUGUUCGUCUGUAUCCCCAACCCGUCUUUAACACGCACAUAACUGUAUACCUACAGAGAAACAAACACGUUGAUAGCCAUGGAUGAGGGACUUUGAAAUGACCCACGUAAUAGAAUAUUUGUCCGCUUGCUAGUCUCUGUAGUCCUCAAUUUCACGAGCAAAAAAAGUAUAUUGUCGGUAUGGGUUUUUACAGUAGCAGCCAUUUUUGUUGAUUUCAGUACAAUUCUCAGUAAAAAAAAUUUGAGUUGCUCUUUUCUUUAAAACUCUGUUCGUGUCGAUGGCAGGUUGAAAAACACUCAUUUGACUUAACAAUCAUGUCUUAAAACAUGGAUUUCUGAACAAGUAAUAAGGAGAUGUAGUCAUAGCUUGUUGACCAAUCCCCUCCUAAACACUGCCCUUUUACAAAAAAAAUAAAAAAAUGACUUAGUAUUGUUUCUGAUUUGUUGAACUUCUCAGUUGGUAGUGGGUAUUUUAGAGAUCUAGCCUAGAGUUGUUCGAUGCGUUGUCUCUGCAAAGGGUAGCUACCUCCAUCCUUUAUCCAACGUAUAAAUACAAAAGUACAGAGUUUUGCCAAAAUAUUCUGCACAAGAGAAGAAGACACUACCAUCGAAAUCUAACCAUGGGGGACCCAACUUCACGAAGAAAUCACACAAGAAAUCGACUACGAGCUCAACUUCGGAAGAAAAGGGAAUCUUUGGCUGAUCAGUUUGACUUCAAGAUCUAUAUAGCCUUCGUUUUCAAAGAAAAGAAGAAGAAGUCUGCACUUUUUGAGGUAGCUGAAGUGGUGCCAGUGAUGACCAACAACUAUGAAGAAAACAUCCUACGAGGUGUGCGAGAUUCCAGCUACUCUCUCGAGAGUUCAAUAGAACUCCUGCAAAAAGAUGUUGUGCAACUGCACGCCCCCCGAUACCAGUCAAUGCGAAGGGAUGUGAUAGGCUGCACACAGGAGAUGGACUUCAUCCUUUGGCCACGCAACGAUAUUGAGAAGAUCGUCUGUCUACUGUUCUCCAGGUGGAAGGGGGCUGAUGAUGAACCCUUUAGGCCUGUUCAGGCCAAGUUCGAAUUUCAUCAUGGAGACUACGAGAAGCAGUGCUUGCAUGCUUUGGGUCGUAAAGACAAGGCUGGAAUGGUCAUGAACAACCCAACUCAGUCUGUAUUUCUCUUCAUGGAUAGACAGCACUUACAGACUCCUAAAACCAAGGCCACAGUGUUCAAGUUGUGCAGCCUCUGCCUAUACUUGCCUCAGGACCAGCUGACCUGCUGGGGUGUGGGAGACAUAGAGGAUCACCUCCGCCCAUACAUGCCUGAUUGAGGCUUCCUGCAUCACCCAGCCACACAGGAAAAAGCCCUUCCCCUCCCUCCAGCCUAAGCCUUCAGAAGCAAAUUGAUGUACUCAUCUCCAUUCAUUUCCUUUUAAAAGAUUUGAACUUGUGCUUGGAUCUCUCCUGUUUUUGUUACCUACUCGUUCUCCCCUCCCUGACCUGAAGCUGAUUCAGUUCCCAUCCUUGUCUUUUUUUUUUCCCUCAUGCUCCCAAUGUUCCUCCUCUUCUCUUUGCCAUUUUUGGAUUGGUUCCCCCAUUUUUUUCCCUUUUACUCCCUCUUCAUUCCCCCCUUUACUCACUCAUGCAUUUUUGUUCAUUUGAACCUGCACGAACAUUGAUUUUGAGUGGUUGGUUGUUCUCUUGGAGCCGCACUAUCAACAGCACCGGUCAUUGAAGGAACUCUUUAUGUUGCAUCAAAACAGGAAUAAACAAUACAGGUCUUCACGGUGGUUCUCAGACGGACGUGUUUAAUAUCCUUGUUGUCAUAAGAGGUUUGUUAAAGCUUGUUUGUAAUGUCAAUGGGGUUUCUAGAACAACUUUACACAAUCUUUUGACCAAGGACAGGUGUGAAUAGGUGUUUAAACACCUGUGUAAGCAAAGAAAACAAGAUGAACAAUAUUUGUCAAAUCAUAUGGUGUAGGUAUUGCUUCUUAAAAACCGCCUUAGUUUAUUUUUUUGCUGGACUUUAAAAAAAAUGUUUUGGUGUCAUUUGCUUUCCUCUAAGACAUGCUAGGCAGGCCUUUGCUAACAUCUUGAGUGGCUUGAAAGGCAUUGUACACAAAGUUAAGACGUGUUGGUUAGAUGUUGGAGGUCAUUGUCACCAUUUAAGCACCAUUCAUUUAAGCUACUGAGAUCUUUUUUAUUUGGGAUGUGGGGUGGUGAAAAACUGAAAUGGUGACAUACUUAAUGUUUAACUUGCCUAACAAAGUUGCUGAAGCUAACUGAUUUGUUUAAUUUGACCUACUAAAAUGAAAAUAAUUUGCUGCCAUGCUCAUCAAAUUAAAAUUGGGCUUGCUUGUCAAAGAAUAUUAAGUACAUAGUUCAUAUAAUUUUGCUCCUUGUUGAUUCAGUGUGUUCAGUUAAAAGGGUAUUAGGCGUGUAACUUCUGUUUUUUUUCUUUUGUUGAUUCUCAAGUCAAUACUGCUGAGCAUAUCCCAAUACAAUGCAAAUUCUGAAAGCAUAA